Molecule: messenger RNA, 1630 nt
Organism: Sus scrofa (pig)
Lineage: Eukaryota; Metazoa; Chordata; Mammalia; Artiodactyla; Suidae
Source: RefSeq, a predicted model, not a curated record
AUUUCCCAUUGCCCAGCCUCCUGUCCACACUUCUGGCAACUGCCACCCACCAGAGUCAACAUGUCUCAGCAUCAGAAGGGUCUGGGAUGCCCACAGGAUCAAUGCCUUCAGACCUUCACUAAGUCCCAGGAUCUGGAGGUUGCACAGGUCUCCGAGGCUCUGGAGGAGACCCAUCUCUCCUCCCAUUCUGUAAUGCCUGGCAGUUUGAAGGAGGAUCCUGAUGUUGGUAAACCCAGUACGUCUGAGGGUCCCUGGGGUUUCUGCUCAUCUGCUGUUGCCAGCACAGCAACCUCAUCCACCGAAUUGGAUGAGGGCUCCAUGAGCCAAGAAGAGGAUAGUCCAGGCACCUCACAAGCUGCACCAGACACCGAGAAUGUGUCCAUUGAUGCUGUAGAUAGUAAAGUGGCUAUGUUGGUGAAUUUCCUACUGCUCAAGUAUCAGAUGAAAGAGCCAAUAACCGAGGAAGAGAUGUUGAAGAUUGUCGACAGUUGCCAAGCCCACUUCCCUGAGAUCCUCGUGAGAGCCUCUGAGCGCAUGGAGAUCAUCUUUGGCCUUGAUCUGCAGAAAGUGGAUCCCGCCAACCACCGCUAUGACCUCCUCAUCAAAUUGGGCCUCACCUAUGAUGGGAUGCUGCAUGGUGAAGUGGGCGUGCCCAAGACUGGCUUCCUCCUGCUUAUCCUGGGUGUGAUCUUCAUGAAGGGCAACCGUGCCACUGAAGAUGAAGUCUGGGAAGUUUUGAGUGUGAUUGGGGUAUAUUCUGGAAGGAAGCACUUUAUGUUUGGGGAGCCCAGGAAGCUCAUCACUGAAGAUUUUGUGAAAGAAAAAUACCUGGAGUACCGGCAGGUGGCCAACACUGAUCCUGCCCAGUUUGAGUUCCUGUGGGGCCCCAGAGCCCAUGCUGAAACCACCAAGAUGAAGCUCCUGGAGUUUCUGGCCAAGGUUCAUGGGAUUGACCCAAGUUCUUUCCCAUCUCAGUAUGAGGAGGCUUUGCAAGAUGAAGAAGAGAGAGCCCAAGCAAGUUCAGCCAGAGGACUCUCCUUCCAUGGCUACCCCAAGUUCUAAUAUCAAGGCCAGUAGCUUCUCUCACACCUAGGGGAGUCAGGGGUAGUUUCUUCAUGCAUUGUUGGAAAGUAAAUUUAGUGUUUAUAGAGUUUAAAUCUGAGGUGAGGCUGAAAGUAAGACUAUAUGUAAGCCUAUAUGUUCCUAUCUUGUAUGGACAUCUUAAAAUUUUAAUCUGUUAUUUCUUCAUAUAUGUAAUUAUUUGAAAAUUGUUUCUUAAACAUACCUUAGCAACAGCACCUUCAAGUUUAGGGAUGAUACUGGUCACACAUGUAAUGCUAUAAUGAGGUUUACUAAUAAGAGCUUUAUUGUUUCAUAAAAUAGACUGUGAAACCAUCCAUCUUAUUUUGUCUCCCAGAACAAGAGGACGUGGCAUUGCUAUAGACAAUUUCUUGCAAAUGUGAAAGAAGAUGAUUUUAAGAUAGUUGAGAUGACUAGAGAAAAACAGCAAUUAAAAUCUUAAAGAUAUUGAAAUCUUGGCUUCCUUAUCUCUUUUAGCUCUUGUUCUCUAAAAUUAAAUGAUAUGUACAUGGAUUUGUUUGGCCUUUUCAAAAACUUAAAAGAAAUUAAA